This is a messenger RNA of Dipodomys ordii (Ord's kangaroo rat), 3771 nucleotides long. RefSeq names its product polypeptide N-acetylgalactosaminyltransferase 2 (gene Galnt2). Bases 229 to 1674 code for a protein of 481 amino acids. The transcript has 16 exons. Gene Ontology annotation, cellular component: Golgi apparatus. NCBI's taxonomy places the organism in Eukaryota, Metazoa, Chordata, Mammalia, Rodentia, Heteromyidae. The record is from RefSeq and is a predicted model, not a curated record.
CUUCAUUUCAGAAGAGGCAGAUAGGAGAAACCAUGUAUCCUGGACCCACUGGCUGGUGUCAGCAUCUGGCCUGCUGCUCGUGAGGAGGACUGGAAUGAAAUUGACUCCAUUAAAAAGAAAGACCUGCACCACAGCAAUGGCGAUGAGAAAGGACAGAGUGUGGAGACCCUCCCUCCAGGGAAAGUCCGGUGGCCCGACUUCAACCAAGAGGCAUACGUCGGAGGGACCAUGGUUCGCUCCGGACAGGACCCCUACGCCCGCAACAAGUUCAAUCAGGUGGAGAGCGACAAGCUGCGCAUGGACAGGAGCAUUCCUGACACCCGGCACGACCAGUGCCAACGGAAGCAGUGGCGAGUGGAUCUGCCAGCCACCAGUGUGGUGAUCACAUUUCAUAAUGAAGCCAGAUCAGCCCUGCUGAGGACGGUGGUUAGCGUGCUUAAGCGAAGUCCACCCCAUCUCAUACGAGAAAUAAUCCUGGUGGACGACUACAGCAGUGAUCCUGACGACGGUGCUCUCCUGGGGAAAAUAGAGAAAGUUCGGGUCCUUAGAAAUGAUCGGCGAGAAGGCCUGAUGCGCUCACGAGUGCGGGGUGCCGACGCUGCACAAGCCAAAGUCCUGACCUUCCUGGACAGCCACUGCGAGUGUAAUGAGCACUGGUUGGAGCCGCUGCUGGAGCGGGUGGCGGAGGACAGGACCCGUGUGGUGUCUCCCAUCAUCGAUGUCAUUAACAUGGACAACUUCCAGUACGUGGGUGCCUCUGCUGACCUCAAGGGUGGUUUUGAGUGGAACUUGGUGUUCAAGUGGGAUUAUAUGACACCUGAGCAGAGGAGGGCUCGCCAGGGGAACCCUGUUGCUCCCAUAAAAACUCCAAUGAUUGCUGGCGGGUUGUUUGUGAUGGAUAAGUUCUAUUUUGAAGAACUGGGGAAAUACGACAUGAUGAUGGACGUAUGGGGAGGAGAGAACUUGGAAAUCUCCUUCCGAGUGUGGCAGUGUGGCGGCAGCCUGGAGAUCAUCCCCUGUAGCCGCGUAGGGCACGUGUUCCGGAAGCAGCAUCCCUACACCUUCCCUGGGGGCAGCGGCACAGUCUUCGCACGCAAUACCCGCAGGGCGGCAGAAGUCUGGAUGGAUGAAUAUAAAAACUUCUAUUAUGCAGCUGUGCCUUCGGCACGCAAUGUGCCCUAUGGAAAUAUUCAGAGCAGACUGGAGCUGAGGAAGAAGCUGAGCUGCAAGCCUUUUAAGUGGUAUCUGGAGAAUGUCUACCCAGAACUGAGGGUUCCAGAUCAUCAGGAUAUCGCCUUUGGGGCCUUGCAGCAGGGAACCAACUGCCUAGACACUUUGGGACACUUCGCAGAUGGAGUGGUUGGAAUUUACGAGUGUCACAAUGCUGGGGGAAACCAGGAGUGGGCCUUGACGAAGGAGAAAUCAGUGAAACACAUGGACUUGUGCCUGACUGUGGUGGACCGGGUGCCUGGCUCCCUCAUCAGACUGCAGGGCUGCCGAGAGAAUGAUGGCAGACAGAAGUGGGAACAGAUCGAGGGUAACUCAAAGCUUCGGCACGUGGGCAGCAAUUUGUGUCUGGACAGCCGGGCGGCCAAGAGCGGGGGCCUGCGUGUGGAGGUGUGUGGACCUGCCCUCUCGCAGCAGUGGAAGUUCUCGCUCAACCUGCAGCAGUAGGAGCCCAGAGAUGCCACCGUCCUCCUGCUCCUCGGCCCCAUCUGGUGAUCACAUCAUGGGUUAUGGUUCUUCAACUUUCUGCGAAACUAUAUACCUCAGUGUUCCAUCCUGGUCUGAGAGUUGAAGGACGCACGUGAGGUGUGGGCUGUGCUGACCCUGACCGUGUGGUGAGACAGAAGGCCGGUUCGUCCAGCUCGGUGCAGCAGCCCCCAGGCUGCGCCCUGCCCCCACACAGCCCGCUUCCUGCCGGCCCUCCCCGCCAGGCCAGGUGGGAGGAAGGGAGGGCCCAACGGGCGCCUCAGCCAGAACCCUUGAAACCUCUGAAUCAUGUGUGAACUAGGUGUGACUUGCACCUGUGACCCAGCAUGGGGGAAACUGAGGCAGGGGGAUUUUGAGUUCACAAGCAGCCUGGGAUACACAUCCAGACCCGUCUUAUAAAAGAAAAUCAUGUCAUGUGGUUCCUACAAACCCACCCAUGCCGUUUGUAGGUGUCCUUGUCCCUCCCUGAGCCCGUGGGCCCAGCCACCCGCGUGCCCCUCCCCUCCCCCACUGAUGUGCUUGCCGUGUUUGGACAUGAACUUCCCCGAGGUGGGACAUCAGAUACGAACCAGAACACGCUUGUGUAGGGUUCAUCCCCUAGGGUUCCCAUGGGCCUCCAUCCUGUGAACCCCGUGGCGCAAGCCGACAGCGUGCAGCCGGGGCGCUGGCUCUCCUGAGACCGGGCCGCCCUUGUUCCCGCCCAAGGCCUUGACGCUGCCCAUGGCGUCUCCACUGCCCUUCCUGUGGGAGUCGUGGCUUUGUGGAAUCUGUAAACCUGGAUGGGUUAUUUAUUUGGGCAAGUUUUGCUUUGGGUUGUUUUAUAAUUAAUAUUAUUGUUCAGUUUCUUUUCUUUAAAAGAAAGAAAGUCAACCCACAGCUCGUACUGUGAGCCCCAGCGCUUCCCCCCCAAGCGACGGAGCCCCGCCCAGUGCCUAUGCCAUUAGGCAGCAGCCAUACCCAACCUGUGUGACAGUCUGACCCACACGGUUGGGUGUGGGAGCUAAGCGUGGGUGACGGGCCCCUCAGCCUACAGGGACUCCGUGUGGUGUCAACCUCACGCCGCCCAUGGGACUGUGGUUCUGGAUGAGUCAGGCACUUGGUGAGGAUAGACAGGAGCUGCGGCGUGGGGUCAUGUGAACACCCCAGUGUUACGGGAAGAGGUGCCGGAGGUCUGCCACGAGGUGCUAUGAGCAUCACCGCGCGCCCCUUGGGCCCCUAUGAGCACAGAGGCCCCACGCUGUGGCUCACAGGGGCCUGCCGUGGUAGGAAGGGAGCUCUGCUAACCAUCCUCCCCACUGCAGGAGUCCACGUCCACCCCAUGGCUGCAGGUCCUCAGCCGAGGCGUGGCAGGUGUCCCCUCUCUCCUUCCUCACCCUCCCAAACAACUAGAUGAGCAUAGACAGGGCAGCUACGUGCCGCUUUGGCUGCACAUGUCCACCCUGCGGGGUGGUCCUGAGGGAGGCCACUCACAGGCACUGGGCUGGGUCUCUGCUGUGAGCAAGUCCAGCCGUUCAGCCCUUCGCCUGCACACACUUCUGUGUUAGGAAAAGACACAGAUGCAAAACAAGACACAGACGCAGCUGUUCAAUCAGUGUGUCACAGGACCUGCGCCGUGCCUCCCCUGCCCGCCUGGGUGAUCAGCUGGCCACUGGCGUGCCCCCCAGCCCUGAGCUGUGGGCAGCUCAGCGGAGGCUGGCUGGGCAGCUGGUGGGCCGUGUUUACAUGACGCAGAGUGCCAAAGUGACUGACCGUGCUUGCGUUGUCUAUCAUCACCCGGGCCGCCCCACCCUACUCUCCUGUUUGUAAAACUGCAGACUGCCUGGGCCCUCCGGGCAGGCGGCCAAGGCGUUCGUCUCUGUGGGGUCCUCGUGUCUCCCUAAAACCGAAAGGAUGGUGUCUUGCAUAUGUUUUGCAGAUUUAAAAUAUAGUUUGGUAAUUUUUUUUCCAGUUGAUUUUUAAAAAGAACUGCUGUACAGAGCUUGUACUUUGUCCAUUUUAUAGAUGGAAACCAUCCUUGAAAUUGUUUAACUUAAAUAAAGAGAAGAUACUUUAUAGAUA